Messenger RNA from Pteronotus mesoamericanus, 2945 nucleotides. RefSeq names its product coiled-coil domain containing 82 (gene CCDC82). Gene Ontology annotation, cellular component: nucleus. The transcript is spliced from 9 exons. NCBI's taxonomy places the organism in Eukaryota, Metazoa, Chordata, Mammalia, Chiroptera, Mormoopidae. The record is from RefSeq and is a predicted model, not a curated record. The coding region runs from base 341 to 1903 and encodes 520 amino acids.
GGGCGGGACUGAUACGGGGACUUGGAGCGGUAAUUUGGCGGGAUUCUGGCCUUUCCGACCCGUGUUUGUUCUGUGAGUGUGGACCUGCUCUAGGGUCUAGGGACUUGAGUCGUCCAGCGCUCGUCACCAAGAAGGGUGGUCCAAGGGUCCCGUUCCCUAGCGACGGCGUUCCUCUCUCUUGGAGGCAGAGUAGCGGACAGGCGGGCGUGCUGCGCCUGGUAACUGCGUCCCGCCUAAGAGUCAGUCAUUUGUAUAGUGCCGGACCGGGAAUCAGGAGACCUGGUUUCUAAUCCCUCCUCUCUCACUAGCAAGCUGUGCGAUCUUUGAAGCUUAAGUGAAAAUGAUACAUGUUAGAAGACAUGAAACAAGGAAAAAUUCUAAAACUCAAGAGCAUGAGCAGAAAUCUCGAGUUGAUUGGAGGCGGACUAAAAGAAGUAGUAUCUCACAAUUACUUGAUAGUGAUGAAGACCCUGAGAGUGAUGAAGACCUUGAUAGUGAUGAAGAGCUUGACAGUGAUGAAAGUGUUGACAGUGAUGAAGAACUUGCUAGUAACAAGGGACUUGAUAGUAAUAAAAAGCCAGAAAAUGAAGGAGAACUUAAAUUAAUUGAAGUUGAAAGUGAAGGAAACAAUUGUGAGCAUCUCAUUAACACUGGCAACAGUUCAACAUUUGAAGAAGAAAAGAACAAAACCAAACAUAGUAGUAUUGACUUACCAGAUCAUGAAAAGCACUCAAGUCAAGAGGAUGAUCUCAACAAACACACUGAACAAAUAAUAGAGGACGAUGUUGAAGAGGAACGCAUUAAGCGAGGGAAGAGAAGAAGAAUCUCCUCUGUGAUGUCUGACACUGAUGAGAGUGACGACAGUGAUAUCCUAGUUAGAAAAAUAGGUGUUAAACGUCCACGUAGAGUGGUUGAAGAUGAAUGUUCUUCAGCAGAGAUAGAGCAAAAUCAACCUGAAAAAACAUCAGCUGCAAGAAAACGAGAACAACUCCAGAAACUGAAAGAACUCUCAAAACAAAGAUCUCGUCAGAGACGCAAUAGUAGUAAAGAUUAUGAGGACUCUGAAAAGGAAUCGUGCCCAAACAGUGAUGAAAAUGAUGAUGAGGAAGAAGAUGAUUAUGAAUCUGAUGAAGAUGGAGAUAAUUAUGUUAUUGAUGGCUUUGUAGUACAAGAUGAGGAGGGUGAUGAAGAGAAUGAAAGUCAGCAAGGAGAAAAUUUGACUACAUCACAACUGAAAUUAGUAAAACAGAAUUCGCUUUAUUCUUUUAAUGACCACUACACUCACUUUGAAACAGUUGUGAAGGCUCUUCUAAUCAAUGCUUUAGAUGAAUCAUUUCUGGGAACAUUGUAUGAUGGCACCAGGCAAAAAUCAUAUGCACAAGACAUGUUGACAUCUCUUCAUUAUUUGGAUAACCGCUUUGUUCAGCCUCGUCUAGAGAACUUAUCCUCUAGAAGUCGUUGGAAAGAGCAGUAUAAGGAACGUGUAGAAAAUUAUUCUAAUGUAAGUAUCCAUAUGAAGAAUCCUGAAAAUUGUUCCUGUCAUGCUUGUGGAUUGCAUCGCCACUGUAAAUAUGCAGUGCAUUUAUCGGGACAAUUGUAUAACACCAGGACUAUGGAAACAGAUGAUUUUAUGUCACAUGAUAAACAGGUAUUUAGUGUUGGCAGAAUUUGUGCUGAACGUACCAGAAUCUAUCAUAAACUGAAACAUUUUAAAUUCAAGCUGUACCAAGAAUGUUGCUCCAUGGCAAGGACAGGAGAAGUUGAGGAUGAACAAGUUAAAGAAACAGUGGAAAGAAUUUUCAGUCAGUUAAAAGAAAGUGGCUGGAUUAAGAAGAAACAUGAGCAACUGCAAGAAUAUCUCAAUGAGGCGGAUUUCUUUCAAGAUGAGAAGUUUGGAUUGUAACACAUUGCCUUCAGAGAAGAUUUUAGAAAUUCCUCUAAAUGUGAAGAUCACGAAUUUUGUUUCCCUGUAUCAUGUGACAUAUUUCUAUAUUUUAUGUAUAUCUAUCUUCAUGCCAAAAUAUCUUGUUUAAAACAUGUUCAUCUUCAUUUCCAUGAAGUGGCACUCUACAGUCUAAUAAAACUUUUCAUCUGCUGUACAUAGAAAACUUAAGCUUAAUAAUUUUAAGUGUAUUUUGAAGUUAUAUAACAAUACCUUUAUAACAUGAUUAUCAUAUGAAUAAGCUGUUUAUAUCCUGUCACUUUAGUAGAGAAAUACUGUAUUUUUAAAAUGUACAUAGACCAUCACUGACAUGUAUUUAUUGCUGAAUCCCUGCCCAGAUCGAUUUAUUAUUCUGUCUUCACUAAUAUGUUUAUUACUACUAUCAUUGAAAUCAGUGGGCCAUGGAAGAAACCUCCACAUUUUGUUCAGUUCAAUCCCCCUGCUCCAAAUCAGACUAUAGUUUACCCAUUCCAAAUAAAACAGAUUUCAGGCCUCCAGAGUAUUAACCCUCACAUUGAGGAGUAAUUUCAUAAUAUGUAUUGUCAUGCUUCAGUGUUUUAUUUUUCUGUCCAAUUUUGUCUAUAUGUUAAUAUUUAAGAUGUGUUUUAUUUUUAUCCAUAAUUUCCCCAUCAAAGUAUUUAUGUUAGAAAAUCUCAGAGAGAUAGAUUCAGCCAAAUAUAGUUUAAAAGCAUAUUUUGACCCUGUCCAGGUAGCUCAAUUGGUUAGAGCAUCACCCCCAUACUCAAAAGUUGUGAGUUAUAUCCGCAGUCAAGGUACAUACGAGAAGUAACAUAUAAAUGCAUAAAUAAGUGGAACGACAAAUUGAUGUCUCAUGCUCAUGCUCUUCCUUCCUCUCUCUCAAAUCAAUAAGAAAACCUCUAAAUAAAAAAGCAUAUAUUUUGGCAUCUGCAUUGCUUUGCACAUCGAAAUUUUCCCAUAACAUAAUAAAGGAAAAUGGUUUCAGAGUGAACAAAUGGACCCUGUCUGUUCUUUAUCUUCAGUU